Molecule: messenger RNA, 291 nt
Organism: Talaromyces atroroseus
Lineage: Eukaryota; Fungi; Ascomycota; Eurotiomycetes; Eurotiales; Trichocomaceae
Exons: 2
Coding region: 1-291 (96 amino acids)
Source: RefSeq, a predicted model, not a curated record
AUGAAGCUCCUCCCAGUCCUCUCAUCCUUUCUGACGCUCACCAGCGCCUUGCCAAUCAACACCAACAGCAGCGAACCACGCGUGAAAAGAGCCGGACCAGAAAUCGCCGACUCCGCCGAGCCCUAUUGCUGGAAAACAUCCCCCAAUGAACCCACCAUAGCAUGUCCCAAUGGCGUCAAAACGGUUUUCUCGUUGAGAUGUUUCACGCUGAACGCACUUUAUUGGAAUGGAAAUGAGGAUAACCGGUCCUGGAAGUAUUUCAAGUGUCCCGGUUUGGUCCCAGGGUGGUAG